GUUGACCGUGGAUCGUUCUCAUAUAUUUUCACCAUAUAAAGACCUUUUCUCCAAUAAAGCAUUACUUUUAUUUAAUAAAUUAGUAUUAUUUCAAAAAAAAAAUAACAAAAUAAAAAUUAUUUUUUUUCUAUUUUGAAAAAUUCGACUAAAAAAAUAUGAAAUUCUGGAUGUUCGUUGUUUAUUUAAUUUUCCUCAAAAUUAUUGAUGUAAUAGCUCUGCCAAUGCAAUGGCAAAUCCCCGAGAUGAAUAUCACGUAUGCCUGUUCAACAGUUUAUUCAAGAAAAAAAUGUCAAUUCGAGGAUGUUAUUUAUAAGCAAUCCGGAUGUGUAAAUAUGAUGACUAGUUUCAUGAUGAUGGUACAAACUGUUAUGCUCAACAGAUGUGAUAUCGCAGAUCCCUGUCGACGACCAGGAACUAAUGACAUCAAUGAUAAUGAAGUGUUUGAUUUCAUAAUAGUUGGUGCUGGAAUGGCUGGUCCAGUAAUUGCAAGAAGGUUAGCCGAUCAAGAGCCAUGGUGGAGAGUACUUUUAAUAGAAGCUGGUCCUGAAGAACCAACAAUGACAGUUUUUCCUGGUUUUGCAUUUAAUGCAAUUAAUUCUACUUUAGAUUGGAAUUAUAAGACUGAACCAACAAAACCUCAUCCAACAGCUUGUCUAGAACAUGGUGGGGUCUGUACUUGGCCACGCGGAAAGAUGGUCUCGGGUACAGGAGGAAUGUAUGGGAUGAUGUAUGUGCGAGGGCACCCAGAAAUUUAUAAUAAAUGGGCGAGAGCAGGUAAUAAAGGUUGGUCGUACAACGAAAUCGAACAUUAUUUCGAUCGAGCUGAAAAUCCAGAUGCUCCGGGAAUGACUUCGGACGCUCCAUUCAAAAGAACGAAGAAUGAUGGCCCAGUGAAAAUAAAAUACUUCUCACAUAAACCUCGUUUUGCUGAUGAUCUUCUCAACAGUGCAGCUGAGUUGGGCUAUCGAACAUCUAAACUUCAUGGAACUCAUCUUACUGGCUUUAUGGUAGCACCGAUGAUGACUGAUAAUGGUCUGAGAGGAACUACUUCACGAUACUACCUUCGACCAAUUGUACAUAAACGAAAUCUUAGAGUUCUUACAAAUGCUCAUGUUACUAAAAUUAUCAAAACUCAAUGGGGAAUGGAUGCCUGGGGAGUAGAAAUAAUUGAUAAGAAUGGAGUACGUAAGAAAAUAAAAGCAGAUAAAGAAGUCAUUCUGACUGCUGGAGCUAUUGGAUCUCCACAGAUUUUACUUUCUUCAGGGAUUGGACCUCGAAAAGAUUUAGAGAAACUUGGAAUUCCUUUGUAUCAAGAGCUUCCUGUUGGAAGAAAUUUACAUAAUCAUGUUUCAGUUGGUAUUAAAAUGAGUAUAAACGAUACUUAUUAUCAGGAUAUUACUGCUCAGUCAAUUGAAGAGUAUAUGAAAAAUCGAACUGGUCCUUUAGCUAGCACAGGCUUGACCCAGGUUACCGCAUUUCUUGAAAGUUCUUAUGCACAAUCUGGAGUACCAGACAUUCAAGUAUUUUUCGAUGGAUUUAGUUCAACAUGCCCUAAAGGAGGUCUGAAUAAUAAAUGUCCCGAUGGAAGUUUACAGUCUUGUCCUACCCGAAGAGAAAUAGUAGCACGUCCUACAACUGUCAUUGUCAAGUCUCUAGGAUAUUUAACGCUGCGAUCGAAAAAUCCACUCGACCCUCCAUUGAUUUAUCCAGAUUAUUUUACAGAUAACCGAGAUCUGAAGAUACUGGUUGAAGGUAUUAAGAAAGUUGCAGACUUGACCAAGACGAAGACGAUGAGAAAGUGGGAUUUACGGCUAGAUGAAACCCCACUUCCUGCCUGCUCUAAUUAUCACUUCAGUACUGAUGCUUACUGGGAAUGUGUUAUACGCUGGCAAACCGGACCUGAGAAUCAUCAAUCUGGGACUUGCAAAAUGGGGCCAGCAACUGAUCCUCAAGCUGUAGUCAAUUCUGAGCUUAAAGUUCAUGGUAUCAAUAAUAUUAGAGUAGCUGAUGCUUCAAUUUUUCCAAUUGUUCCUAAUGCUAAUCCAUGUGCAGCUAUUAUUAUGGUCGCUGAGAAAGCUGCUGAUAUGAUUAUUAACACUUGGGAGGGGAUAUAAAAAUUUAUUUAUGUAUUUUUUCAAUAAAUAAAAUUUUUUUAAAAAAAAAAUUAUAUCUAA
Chelonus insularis is the source of this 2174-nucleotide messenger RNA. RefSeq names its product glucose dehydrogenase [FAD, quinone]-like. The transcript is spliced from 4 exons. Bases 156 to 2114 code for a protein of 652 amino acids. The record is from RefSeq and is a predicted model, not a curated record. NCBI's taxonomy places the organism in Eukaryota, Metazoa, Arthropoda, Insecta, Hymenoptera, Braconidae. Gene Ontology annotation, molecular function: oxidoreductase activity, acting on CH-OH group of donors; flavin adenine dinucleotide binding.